Python bivittatus (Burmese python) is the source of this 8659-nucleotide messenger RNA. RefSeq names its product centromere protein F (gene CENPF). Gene Ontology annotation, cellular component: spindle pole; chromosome, centromeric region; nucleus. The record is from RefSeq and is a predicted model, not a curated record. Gene Ontology annotation, biological process: metaphase chromosome alignment; regulation of G2/M transition of mitotic cell cycle; mitotic cell cycle. Lineage: Eukaryota; Metazoa; Chordata; Lepidosauria; Squamata; Pythonidae. Gene Ontology annotation, molecular function: protein homodimerization activity; transcription factor binding; dynein complex binding.
UUGAAUUUGGAGAGGAGUUUGGAGCGUUGCUGGAAUCUUCUUGGGAAAGGAGAGUGAAAUCUGAUGACAUGAGCUGGGCUGGGGAAGAGUGGAAAGAGGGUCUUUCUACCAGAGUCCUUCAGAAGAUUCAAGAACUUGAAAGUCAAGUUGAGAAAUUUAAAAAGGAACGUCAGCAAAGGCAAUUUCAACUGGAAUCUCUGGAGGCAGCUUUGGAAAAACAGAAGCAGAAGGUUGAAGAGGGAAAAAAUGAAGGAGCGACCUUGAAGAGAGAAAACCAGAGCUUGAUGGAACUCUGUGAUAACCUAGAAAAAAACAGGCAGAAACUUUUUCAUGAACUUCAAGGGAAAGAAUCACAAAUUAACUUUCAAGAAGGACAGCUUAUUUCAAGCAAGAAACAGGUUGAAAGGCUAGAGCAAGACCUUAAAAGAUACAAAUCUGAACUGGAAAGACAACCAAAGACCUUUGGCAGUGGAGAUGCAUCUUUUGAUAACACACCACAGAGAAGCAACACUGGUUCUCCAACACCAAUCUACAAUGAUUCAAAAAUCGAAGAACUUCAAAGAAAACCCUGCAAAGAAAUUGAAGAAAGAAAACACCUGGAAGCAGAACCAAAGAGCCUGAAGUCUCAAAAGAAAAUUAAUCCCUUGCAUUCAGAAGGUAAUAUAAGUCGCAGAGAAAUUGCCCGGCACCAAGCUUCCUCAUCUGUAUUCUCAUGGCAACAUGAGCAAACUCCAAGCCGCCCUUUGUCCAGCCAUCGAGAAACUCCUCAUAGCAAUGGGUCAACCAAGUCACAAUUUCCUUGGGAAUCUUCAGCAGCUCCUAGUCACAAUAUUAUAAAAUUAGCCAAGAAAGAAUUAAUCAGUUGCAGUGUCUCCAAGAGCGGCCAGGACUCUUCAAUCACUGAUCAACUGAAAACACAGAACCAAGAGUUAAGAUCCAGAAUUCAGGAACUGGAAAAUAAGUUACAAAUUCAGACCCAAGAUAUGAAAGGCAACCUAAUGAAGCUUCAGGAUACUCAGCUGCAAGUGGAAAAUAUAAAAAUGGAAUUCACUGAAAAAGAGAAAACUCUGAACAAGGCUAGAAAUGAAAUAACUAAAAUUACAAUACAACUGGAACAAACAACUGAUCAGCUUGCAGUAAAAGAGGAAAAGUUCAGAAAACUCUCAAAUGAGCUAAACUGUCAGAAGCAAAAUUUUGAAAGUGUGCAGUGUGCUUUACAACAGAAGAUUAAAGACAAAGACAAAGAACACCAAGAGCAGUUGGAAAAAAAUGCCAAGGACUGUACAGAGAAAUUGAGUCAACUUGAACAGGCUAUGCAAACAAUGCAGUGGAAGGAAAAUGAACUGAAAGAAAACUAUGAGGAAGUUAAGAAGCAAAAUAGCCUUCUCAGCUGCCAGUCUGCUGAACAACUGCAAGAAAUUUCUCAUCUAAAAGAGGAACUCUGUAGCACUAAACUCUUCCUACAGCAGAGUCAGCAUAUUGCUGAAGACCUGAAAAAUAAAAAUUGUUCACUGGAAAAAGAAUUAAAAUUGCUUCAAGAAAAACUGAACAAGCAAGAUAAUUCUGUUGCUUUGGAAAAGAUGAGACUUGCUGUUUCUGAUGUUGAACAUGAACGAGAUUCUCUCCAGCAAAUUCUGAAGCACAAAGAAAAUAUAAUUGAAGAGCUCAAUAUGAAACUGAAAAACAUGGAAACUCUGCAGAAAACUAGUGUGGAAUGUGAAGGCCUUAAAAAAGAGAUUGUGAUUCUUUCCCAGUGGAAAACAAAAAGCAAACAACUCUUGAAUGAGCUAGAUUUAGAAAAAGAAGAAUUAAUGAGCAAAAUGCGCAGUUUGGAAAGUGCUUUAAUGGCUGAACAACUUAAACAUCAUGAGAAGGGAACUGCUGUCAAAGAUGAACAUGAACAAUUUAGUGAACAGCUGAACAUUUUUGAGCAGGUGGUGAAAGAAAAAACAACCGAACUAGAGGCACAAAGAAAAGCCUAUAGUGACCUCCAGCAAAAAACAGCAAUGUCUGAGGAAAAACUUCAGAAAGAGAGAGAAAACAAUUCACUGAAAUUAUCUGAGUUCACCAAAGAGCUGGACAUCUUACAGAAAAGGCUCCAGUCUGCAAGAAAUGAAGUGUUAGAAAAGGGGAAAUGUAUUGUCUCCCUUGAAGCAUCCUUAGCUUCUCACACACAGUUAAAUGCAUUCCUUCAGAAACAGGUUGAAGAGCUGGUCCAAACCAGAGAUGAAAUGGAAAGAAAAUUAGCUGAAAUAGCAGAGCCAAGACAUCAAAUCUUUAUUCAGGAGUUGGAGCAGCAGAUCAGUAAAUUACGAGAAGCUGUUUUCCAAAAGGAGACCUUGCUUUCCAAAGCCUUAUCAGCUCUUGAAGGAAAAAACAAGGAUCUACAAAAGUUGAUUGAGGAAUCAGAUAGGCAACAAGCAGAGAUUCAAGAUUUAAAAGUGAGCAAUGUGCUGCUUAAGGAUUUGGUCCAGCAAUUAAAAGUUAUGAGCUCAAAGGAACCAAAUGCAUCUACAGAAAUAUCCUUAGAACAAGGUGAAACAGAAGGACUUCAGGAUGAAAGCUCCAAGCUUAAGAAUACUAUCAAUAUUUUGAAAGAAGAAAUCUUAGACAUAAAGCAAGAAAACCAGUAUCUUUCCAAAAGUUUCAGAGGAAGGAAGGAAAGUUAUUUGGAGCUGUCACAAAGAAAGCAAGAGAAGAGCUUGUUACUGCCAGAAGCUGAUGAAGAAGUAGAAAGGAAAUGUACAUCAGUUGAACCAAAGGAAGAUUGUUUAGAAAGUGCUAUAAGGAAUCAAGCUUGCCAUUUGAAGGUACAAAAAGCCAAAUGUGAUACCCAAGAGAAAGAGUUUAUGAACAAAUGUGACCAGUUACAGAAUAAGCUGAUCUCCUUGGAGAAGAAAAAGAGUACUUUGUUUUGGCAACUUGAAAAAAAUCACUCAAUAUCUGAAGAAGCAAAGAGCUUAAGACAGGAGGGGACAGGACAAAAUAACAGGCACUCUUCUGUAAACAUCUUGGUGCAAAAACUGAUCUCAGAAAUCAAAGCAAGUGAGCAUGCAGUGCUUGAAUUUAUUUUAGAUGGGACAACAUUGGAACAGCUGAGGGUAUUUAUAGAAGAAAGAGAGGAUGAAGUUAAUAAGUAUCAAGUGAAGCUUGAGCUGCUUCAGAUGGAUCUUGAGGACAGAGAAAUUUCUAUAGAAAACUAUGCUGAUCAGGUAAAGAACUUGGAGAUGAUAUUGAGAACUAUGGAGAUAAAAAUGGAAGAAAGUGAAAUGAAAAAAGCGAAGUUGCUGCAUAAAUUGCAAGCACUUAAAGAUUUACAAAAUUCAGCCUUAAAGAUGAAAGAGAGAAGUGGAAAUGACCAAUCACCAAUGUGUUUCAGUGCUGUUAUCAAGGACAAUUUUAACUUACAGAAAGAUGCCAAGUGUUCAUCAGUUCCUCAUGAUCUGAUGCCCAGCCAAAAUGAUUAUCUCCAAUUAGUAUCCUCCCUACACAUGACAAUGAGCAAGCUAAAUGAGUUGGAGAAAAUGUGUGAACACCUGCAGAAAGAAGAGUCAACAUUAGCAUCACAGCUGAAAGACUCACAGUUGGAAUGCAUCAUAAGCACAGAUACUAUGGCAAAAGAAUUAAUGGAAAAAAUGAAUAGGCUGAAUGUAGAGACCAUUUCUGUUUCUGAUAAAUUAAUAGAUAAGAGUGAAAUAGAAGCACAACCUGAUAUGGAAGAAAUGCCCUUAAUAACUCCAGAAGAUUAUGAGAGAUUUGAUUACGAACAUUUGAAAUUAAUUAACAAAGAAAUCAAAACAGGGUUGUAUGGAAUCAAGGAAAAGUUCUUUUCUUUGAAAAAUGAAUAUGAAAUUGUAGAUAUUCAAAACCUGAAUAUGGCCUUUGAAUUGUCAGAGUUGCAAUCCUGCAGUGAGAUGCUUAAAGAAAAAAAUACUGCAUUGCCAAUACAUCUCAACAAAGCGGAGAUGGUUUCUUUUCCAAUACAGAUGACACUAAGUUCAGUUAAUAAGGAAUUUGAAGCAUAUGGAAAAUUUUGUAUAGAGACUCUGUGUUGCAGUGAAGUCUUCCCCUGUACAAGCCCAAUGCUUUUGGAGCCUGAUUUGGACAAUGAUGUAUCAUCAACUGAAAUGGGAGGACCAUAUCAAAACAAACAAAUUGGUCUGGAAGAUACACCUGAACAAUUUAAUAUUGCUGGUGAGUUAUAUAGCAAUGAUGCCUGGACCUCUCUCACUAAACAGGUAGCUAGAAGACAUCUUAAAAAUGAAGUCAAACAUUUUCAAUGUGAAUGUUGUGAAAACUCCUUUAAGAUGCUUAAGGAAUCAUUUAGAUCUCAUAAGAUUCUGGAAGGUGAGGAAAUAGAAAAGAUUCAAGAGCUGCUCCUUUCUGCAAAGAAGGAACUAGAUGGCCUUCAGAAACAAAGUAUAUCUGACAAUGAGCACUGGCAACAAAAACUUCAGAAGGUGAUCCUGCAAGUGGCAUCUGAACUGCCAGCUGAGAAGAAACUUCCUCAGCUGUUCCCUCAGAAACAAGGAGAACUACAAAACCUUGAUUUAAGUUCUCAUCCAAUAAUUUGUGCUGACACUGACCAACCAGUUCCUGCUAAUCAGCCACCUGAUCCUUUAUGCUAUUUGAAAAUGGAUAGCUUUCUUGGGGAAAGCCUUGGACUUAAAGCUGUGAAUGAUCAGACAGCAGCAAAAACCUAUGAAGCAUACAGAACACAAAGGUCUGAUUAUGAAGCAGAUACAAAUAUAACAUCUACAGAAAAAUACCUUCCAGAUCCCAGUAAUGCAAAUGAUCAAUCGAUACAUUCUUCAGACUGUCCUCUAGAGUCAUUUCUUCCUUCAAAUCUCGGCACACACACAAGGUUGGUAAACUCCAUGGAAAACCAGAAGGCCAUUGAAAUGCUUUGGCUACCAAUAAAGAAGGCCGAUGAUAACAAUUCUAGGCUUUUUCAUGAUGUGGAGGAAAGCAAUAAAAUAAUUAAUACUCUGCUUAUGAAAGUUCAAUAUCUGCACUCAGAUUUGAAUUCAAAGAACACAGAGUUGUCUGAAAAGGAAAUUGCUUUUGCUGAAUAUAACAAAACAGUUAUGGUUCUCAAACAAGAAAAGGAAGAAAUGAGUGAGGUGCUUCAAUCUGUAACUUUUGAUAAACAGCAAUUAUCUUUUAACCCUAUGUAUCUUGGGAUAGAACUUAAUAAGGUAAAAUCUGAACUGGAAAUGUACAAGAUCAGAUGGUCUGAUUCAACACACACUCUAGAAGAAUUACAAAUGACCAAAGCAGACAAUACUGAGAAGCUUCUUGAAGCUGAAACUGAACAGAGGAGGAUAAAAUCUGAGAAAACAAACUUUGAGAACUACACCUUGUCCAUGGAGGCAGAUGCUGAAGAGCUUCUAUCAAAAAACAAGCAGCUGGAGCAAGAAAAGCAAAUCAACUUGAAAAUUAUUUUUGGCCUUUGUGAGCACCUUCAGAUACUUACUGCAGGGAGAAACCAAUCUAGCCAAGAUCUGAUCACUUUGUCAAGGGAUAAAGAUGCACUGGAUCAGGUGUGCAACAAGAUAAAGAAGAAUAUAAAAGAGCUUGACUCAAAUCAAGUGGAUACUGUUGAAUAUAUCAAGGCAUUAGAAGCUGAAGAUAAAACCCAGGUAAAAUUGCUUCAGGCUGCUAAGGCUGCAGAGAAUCAGUUAUCAGUUGAAAAUGUGUGCUAUAUGGUGCGGUUCCAGAAUCUGGACAGAGUUAUGAGGGAUCUCAUGUUGGACCAAGAGGCAGCAGAAAAUCAAAUCAAGCAUCUGACUGAGACAAGAGAAGUGAGCCUUAGAGAAUAUGAAAUCUUACACAGCAGGCUAAGUAACUCUGAAGCCGAAAAUGCCAAGAUAUCCAAGUCCUUGGAAGGAUCACUAGUAGAAAAAGGUGAACUUGCAGCACGGCUAAAUUCUGCACAAGAAGAAGCAGAUCAGUUGCGAGAGGGCAUUGAGAAGCUGAAAGUAAAGAUAGAAUCCGAUGAAAGGAACAGGCAUCAUCUGGCUGAAAAGCUGAAAGAAAACAAACGAAAAGCUGACACUCUCACAGACAAAAUUGAGUAUCUGGAAAGAGAAUUGCAUAUGUCAGAGGAGAGUUUUGAAGAUGCAGUUCUUAGAAUGGAGACAGCUAAAGCAGAGACAGAAAUAAUGAAGACUGAGAUAGAAAGGAUGUGUGUGAGCCAACAACAUUUAGAAGGUGAAGCUAAAAUCUUUAGGUCAGAGAAAGAGACUCUAGAAAAAGAGCUGAAAGAAAAACAAGACAAAGUAAUUAGUUUAGAAAUGAGUAAUUCUACAUUGGUAAACCUACUAAAAGAAAAUGAAAAAGAGAAGGAGCACAUUAGAGGCGAAUGUGAAAAUGCACUGAGAUUGAUGGAAUCACAACUAAAAAAGGUCUAUGAAGAAAUUAAAAUCCUUUAUAGUGAGAAAGAAACUUUCAAGUCAAAAGAACAGGAUCUCAUUUGUGAAAUUGCUUCUCUCAAACAUGACAAUAUGCAGUUGAUGGGUUGCCUGGAAGAAGCAAAAUCCAGUAACUCUAAAGUACAGCAGUUGGUGGAAGCUUUCAUCCAGGAAUUACAAAGCUUCAAGCAAAAACUGAAUGCAAAUGAUUCUGUUCUUGAGCCGUUAUUCAAAAAUGAAGCUUUGCAAGCUAUCCAAGAUGACUUACAGGUGUCUUUUGAACGUAUCGAAGAAAAAUUAGAAGUCACACCAUGUGAAAAAUACAUCUUCCUUGGAAAGGCAAACAGCCUAAAUCAAAUGCUGCAGCUCAAGGAAGAGUACGAUUCUUUCUGUCAUUCAUUUCUAUUGUGGCUGAAUGCCUAUCGAAUGCUAAAGCAGGAAAAAGCAGUAAUGGAGAAACAAAUUCAUGAACUUGAGACUCAGUUGAAGACGACAGCUCCACGUUUUCAGGUGGAUGUUGGUGCAGAAGAAAUCAGGUUGGAGCUGAAAGAAUUGAAGGAAUCAGUUGAGGAGAAAACUAAAGAGGCGAAUCAUAACUUGGAAAAGUAUUGUACACUGAUAAUUAAUCACGACAAACUAGAAGAAGAAAAUGAGAUGCUAAGGACACAAGUCUCUCUUUUGAACACUUGUCUCAAGCAGUUAUUAAAUGACACCAGUUCCUCCCUCCAAAGUUCUCAAAGCCCAAUGGAAAUGAAUAGUAGGCGGCCUACUACAGAUGCGCCUAAGAUCAUCAAAAAGGGAGAAAAGUGUGAAGAAAACAGAAGCAACGAAUACAGCUGUCCUUGCAUUUCUCACCCAACAUCCUUAGAGCCAAGAAUGGAUUCCUGCCUUUUCAGUCCUAGCUUGAAAUUGCCAACAUUUAUUGAUAACUCACACAUAACAGAGAAGAGUUGUUUCUUUGAGAACCUUAAAACAACAGCAGAGGGCAGCAGACUACAAAAGAUGAACUUUGCAACUGAUCAAGUUGGUAGUUCAGGCCAGGAUUUUACUCCCAGGUCUCCCCUUUCUAUCUGUAACCUGUCAUCCCAAGAAAUUGCCAGACGAUCUGCUGACCAUCUUGAUACGAGAAACUCUCCAAGUACAGAAGAAAAUGAGCUGGACAAAGCCUGCCAUGUACAGUGAAUCAGGACCAAGUUGGUUUUAGACUUGAAAUCCCAGUAGCAAAGGAUUAUUCAGAAUGAAAUCCUAAGAAUUCUCUUCAUAAGCGUCUUUAAGUCCACAUCUGAUACAAUGGGAGAAGCCUAUUUACAAUUGCAUGUAUAACAAAAGGAAGCCAUCUGGGUCUGAUCCCAACUUUCUGGGACAUGCAUCUAUAAGGGCAUCUUUGUAGCCACAAAUGUUUCAUUUUUACAAGCUGUGAGGUUUUGCAUGUAACAGUAAAUUGUGGUUUGCUGCUAUGUGUACCUACACAAAGGAGCUUGAAGAAAAUGAAUGGCUAAGAUGCUCCAUUUUACCAAAACACUCAAUUUCAUUUUGCUCAAUUUCUAGGUUGCAUUUAUUUAUGUGCAAAUCAUGAAUGGUGAUGUAAAGGAACGUCACUUGCUGAAGAAAUUGCUAAUGUAUACAUACAGUUCAGAGAACUGUAGAUAUUAGUCAAUCCAGAAACAAAGAAAUAACUGACUACAAACCAUAAACUGUAAUUAAGCACUAUAGCUGUAUGUAAUCAGUGCCAUUUUUCUGUAAUCUUUUCAGAGGUAAAAACUCUUCCUGGAAAAGUAAAGCCAAAAAUAUACUAUGCCUCGGUUCCAAGCAAAAAUGAGUAGCCACUGCUCAAAUCCAGUUAGUCCCUUCCAUGGAUCUUUAUUUGAGCAUUUUGAAAAAGAAGGAAAAGGCAAGCACCAAGAUAAUUGUUAUGUGCAGCAUAUCUGGACUGACAUUAUUUCAAGAUAAAUAAUUUUCAUGUUGGAACACUUUAAGGGAGGGCAUGCACAUUUUCAUCAUGAUUAUAAAUGCAAACUGCAACCCUGAGUCUUUGAAUUGGCUUUAAAUCAAUGGAAAGGAAAGAUCGGGAUGUGCAAUGCAUUGGUUAUGGUACUAGGCUAGAAACUGGGAGGCUGAAUUCUAGUCCUCCCUUAGGCAUGAAAGCUGGCUGGGUGACUCUCACAGGCCAAUCUACCUCACAGGGUUGUUGUGGAGAAAACAGAAGGCAGGAGCGAUAUGUUACCUUGAGUUGAUGAAAAAUAAAA